AUGGCGGCGGCGGAAGCGGCGCUGCUGCGGAAGAAGGCGACCCUGCUCCGGGAGGCGAUGCGGAGGAGCGAGGCCGUGCUCGAGCAGGCGGUCGCCUCCGUCGGCGGCCGCAUGGCCGCAGUCGACGCGGCCGUGCGCCCCGCGCAGGAGAGGACAAGGAACGCGUGCAUACUCCACGACAACGUCGCCAGGAGUAUCCAGGCGGUCCAGGACAUCGUGUGGCAGUUCGACCUAGUGCGCGAGGCAGAGCCCGUGAUAUCAACUGGUCCGAGCAUCGGUAUCAGCGCCUAUCUUGAGACGGUUGAUAAACUGAGAGGCACCAAAGAAUUCUUCACUACAAAGAUACGUUGUAAAGCCGGCGACGACGUGCUCAGACGUGUUAACGAACUGCUCCCAAAAGGAGCUGCUGAGCUAGAGAAUGAGUUCAGCAGGCUACUAUCCAAAUGCAGCAAACCUGUAGAGCUCGAGCUUCUUUUCAACUUUGUUCCAAGUCAUUCAUCAGCAGAAGAUCCUCUAAACCCGGUUGCUCUUCCGACGCUAGUUGAUUCCCGUUACAUGCCUCUGCUCUCAAAGUUAGUUCAGAAAUCAGUUGAACUUGGUCGUCAUAACCAGAUCCUAAAAAUAUACAGAGAUAUUCGUAGUUCAACUUUGGAACUUACCCUUAAGCAGUUGGGAGUUGAAUAUGUUACGGUAGAAGAGGUAGAGACCGUGCAGGCAGAAAACCUGAGUGCUAAAGUUGAUCAGUGGAUCCAGUGUUUGCAAAUUGCGGUAAAGUUACUCUUUGCUAGUGAACGUCUAUUGUGUGAUCAACUUUUUAAGGGAAAACAUGGAUUCAAAGACCAUUGCUUUGCUGCUGCAACGUCCAAAAGCCUCCUGACGCUACUCAGUUUUGGACAAUCUAUUGCUAAGUCCAAAUCAUUACCAGAGAAAGUAUUUUUUCUGCUAAAUAUGUUUGAGGCAACAUGGGAAAUUCAGUCUGAGGUGGAGGCAGUCUUUGCGGGCGAUGAAUGCUCUGAUAACCGGAAAUCUGCAAUUAGUUUGGUCAAAUGUUUAGCAGGAGCAACUAAGAAAACUCUCAGUGACUUCAAAGACAACAUUCCAAAUGAGUCACCUAAGAGUACGACUACUGACGGCGAUGUGCAUCCUAUUACCAGCUAUAUUGCAAAUUACAUCAAAUUUCUUUUUGACUAUGAGUCGUGUCUGAAGCUGAUCUUUCAAGAACCCAGUAAUGGAGGCGAAACAAUUUUUGGGCUUGCCUCUGAAAUUACUGGCAUUAUACAUGCUCUAGAAACCAAUUUAGAAGUAAAAGCAAAGCAUUACAAGGAUCUUCCUCUCGGAAAUUUGUUCUUAAUGAAUAAUAUCAGCUAUAUUGUUAGGUCUAUCGGCAGUUCAGAAGUCAGGGGCUUAUUUGGCAAUGACUGGAUUCCAAGACGACGAAAGAUCGUGCAGCAACAUGCUACUCAAUACAAAAGAGUUGCUUGGGCAAAGGUACUGGAGUGUCUCUCGGCUCAAGGUCUAACUUCAUCGGUAGGUUCUAGUACGGAAGGUAUUCUUGGAAGUAUUGGGAAUACAGGAUCUUAUAGCGGUACAACUUCAACAUCUGUGAUCAAGGCUAGAUUCAGGUCUUUCAACAAGCAAUUUGAAGAGGUUUGUGAGACACAGAUUAACUGGGCUAUUCCCGAUAUGGAAUUACGAGAUAACCUUAUCCUUGCGGUUGCCGAAAUUCUGUCACCAGCUUAUACAUCUUUCGUGAAGCGAUUUGGGCCUCUCGUCGAGAACAGUAAGAAUCCUUCGAAAUAUAUCAAGUACACUCCGGAAGCACUUGAGCAAGCACUUGGCAAUCUUUUUGCAAAGAAGUUGGUACAGUAA
Messenger RNA from Lolium rigidum, 1869 nucleotides. RefSeq names its product exocyst complex component EXO70A1-like. Gene Ontology annotation, molecular function: phosphatidylinositol-4,5-bisphosphate binding. The transcript is spliced from 11 exons. Gene Ontology annotation, biological process: exocytosis. The record is from RefSeq and is a predicted model, not a curated record. Gene Ontology annotation, cellular component: exocyst. Lineage: Eukaryota; Viridiplantae; Streptophyta; Magnoliopsida; Poales; Poaceae. Bases 1 to 1869 code for a protein of 622 amino acids.